Olea europaea var. sylvestris is the source of this 961-nucleotide messenger RNA. RefSeq lists its product as uncharacterized. NCBI's taxonomy places the organism in Eukaryota, Viridiplantae, Streptophyta, Magnoliopsida, Lamiales, Oleaceae. The coding region runs from base 377 to 961 and encodes 194 amino acids. The transcript has 3 exons. The record is from RefSeq and is a predicted model, not a curated record.
UUCCCCUUCAAUAAAGACCUGCAGAUCCAGCCAGCCAUCAAUGUCCAUUUCAAUGGCCGCAGACUUCCAACAGAGUCUAAACACAAACUUUACCAUCUAUAAUUCUUUGCUUAAAUUAACAUUUUUUACCAUCUAUAAGUAAUCGUUGAUCCAAGUUUUAUCUAGAUUUUAGAUUUUAUUCCCCCAGUUCAUUACUUUCUCUUCUUUAGGUCUACCCCCAAUCCCACGCUUCACUCUCUUUCUCAUCUCUUUUAGCUCAGAUCCCUCUAGUUUAUUUAAAACCCAUUUUGUUUCUACAAGAAUUUAUAUAAUUGUAGAAGAUCCUACGUUGUUACAGCGCGCUCUGCGCCCACUAUACAGCAUCCUGCUACUCAUAAUGGUGGCAACUACUCUCACCGUCCGGGUUAUACUCCAUUAUGGGUCUAUCCAGCUGAAAUAUGACGCCCCACUUUUUAAAAGCCCGGAAAAGCCAGUGUUUAACGCGACUCUUUUGAAAUAUGCUUCGAUUGAUAUUGGUGAAUCACAGUUGAAGCAAGAGAUUGAGGAGUUAUUAGAGGGGAAUUUUCGAAGGCGUGGUCGCCAGAGAUCCUUUUUGUCAUCUAAGAAGUAUAAUAUUGAUGUGAGAAUGAAGCCAGCUAGAGGCAUUUCCGUACAGCUCCGGUCGCCAGAGUUUUAUCGCCUGUGGUUGACUUUUAGGAGGUAUUUGAGUGAUUGGUCCCGAAAUAGAAGGUUUCAGUUAGAUGCAUUGUUGGAGUUGGUGAAUGGAGUUAAGGUUCCGCUUGAUAAAUACAAUGGAAAUAAGGUGUUGGGGAAGAAAUACAUCCCCCCCCCCCCCCCCCCCCUUCUUUUAAACAUGAGCUUUCUUAAGUUUUUUGUCAUGCUUGGGAUGCUAGCACCGACUUUUAUAAGUGAACAGUAUUUUUUACAUCCACUAUAUGAUAUGAUUUAUGAGUACUUGUGA